UUCAUCUUCAGUCACUCCAGGAAACACACAGCAACCCCAACAGCAGGCAGACAACAGUCUCUCGUUCCCAGGUGUCUUCACAGCGGCAGGAGGUGCUGAUGGAGAACGUGACCCGGAUGUCGGAGCGCUCUCGGCUGCUCCAGCAGAACCUGGGCGAGGCGUCCACUCAGGCCGACCUGCUGGAGAACAUCUGGAAACUGGAGAAUCUCUUCCAGAAUCACAGCGACUGGCUGCAGAGGCUGGAGAUCCUCAUCAAGGGCCUCGAGGUGGAGCUGAGGAGCAUCCAGGCUCACUCCCUUCAGUCAGAGAGCUACCUGGUGCAGCUGGAUGACAGGUUGUCCUCUCUAAGCAGCUCCACCGGCAGGAACCUGACAGGCCUCAGUGUGGAGGUGUCCCGAGCCUCCACCUGGCUCCGUGACCAGGACCUCCUGUUCAGGGAAUCCUCCGGACAGGUGAGCUGGCUGAGAGAGAAACUGGACGAGGUCAAUUGGACGGUGGGAGCUGUCAAUCACACCUUCAGCAAUGACAUCAGUAUUCAUCACCUGAAGAUACAAGACUUGCAGAUCCAGAUCAGCAACAUAACAGAGGACACCAGCAGUUUAUGGGUGACCCAGGUCCACACGGAGGCCCAGCUGAGGAACGAGAUGGAGAUCCUCAACACCAUCACAGAGGACCUCCGCCUGAAGGACUGGGAGCACUCCCUGGCCCUGAAGAAUCUCACCAUAUUUGAAGGUCCUCCGGGGCCGAAGGGGGAAAGGGGAGAUACUGGAAAACUGGGCCCCCCCGGAGCUCCUGGGUUGACAGGCCUGAGAGGGUUUACAGGAGAAAAGGGGAUCCAGGGCAACCGGGGGAUAAAAGGGUCGGUCGGAGUCGACGGUUUUCAGGGAGAAAAAGGCGACAUUGGACAUCCUGGUCCCAGAGGUGACAGAGGAGAAAGAGGGUUCAAGGGGGAGAAGGGGGAUCGAGGAGACCGAGCAGACAAAACGGUUGAGGAGACCCUGGUGCGGCUGGUGAACGGGUCAGGUCUUCAUGAAGGUCGUGUUGAGGUUUUCCACGAACGCCGCUGGGGGACGGUGUGUGACGACACCUGGGAUAAAAAGGAUGGCGACGUGGUGUGUAGGAUGCUGGGAUACCAAGGAGCCGCGGAGGUCCAUAAGACCGGACGCUUCGGACAGGGUUCUGGUCUGAUCUGGAUGGAUGACGUGGCGUGUGCAGGGAAUGAAGACACCAUCCAACAGUGUAAGUUUUCUGGCUGGGGAAAAACCAACUGCGGCCACGUGGAGGAUGCUGGUGUGACGUGUGCCGUCUAAAAGCUGAUCCUGACGCUGCUGCAGCGGCCUCUCCUCUCCUCACACCGUGCCUUAAACUCUGAAGAAGCUCCACGGUGCACAAGAGAGUUGUUUUUUUUACCUGCGAAAACAAAAAAGUGACAAACCUCCACGUCGUGCACGAACUAAAUCUGCAGCUUUUAUUUGAUUUGUUUUAGAAGUUCAUGAUUAAACAUCGUUUUUGCUACAAGACUGAAUCACGAGGAACAAUAUGAACUGGGGACGAACUCUUCAUCAGACGGAUCUACAGAGCUCCGCUCACAGGGUCCACCUCGCCUGGGGUCAGGUUUGUUGUUUCUGACCUAAAGUGUGGAUUAUAAACUAAUCCAACAACUUCUUCAUCCCAGAGUCGACAGGACGGACAAAGGCAGCUGCUCUUCACAGUAUUAUGAGUGAUGCUAAACAUACACAGUGUUGCCUUAUUAUUCAUCAUAUAGUGUUUCCUAGUAAGCGGUGGUUUGCAGGUCAAAAACUUAAAAGGUGUCCUGUGGAGUUUUCUGUGUUCUGUACAUUUCUUUAAUAUUUUUAACCAUGCAUUGUUUACAUCCAUGUUUGCUAGAGAGCUUCUUCCUUCUUCAUGAUUCAAACAUUUCUCCGCAGCGCUAUUAGAGGUCAAACUCUCCACAGGACACUUUUAAAUGAACAUUAAUGUUUUUAAAAAUAUUUUCUAAUCAAUAUUUUUACAUUUUAUACACAGAGAAUUAUUACGUACAGUCUGUAGCUCAUUGUUUUGGCGUUAUGUUACCUGCCCGGCAACAAAGGACACAAAGGGUUAAUGACCAGCUGGGGACUUGAGUUUAAACAAUUAGCAGCUAAGCAGUUGGUGGAGACCAAAACCGAGCUGAAAGGAAAAGUGAAUAUUGGAUUUCUAUCCGUCAGUUUAACAGAAACACGACUCGAGUUAAAGUUGUUCUGUUUCUGCUGGAUGUGUAAACUGGCACAACAACUUCAUUAUAUAUUCUAGAGUGGAAAGAAAUCAAUUACUGCAGCUUUUUAAUACAGUUUGAACCUCAACAUCUUGACGUCUUUUAACCUGCAAAUCACAAAAACUGUGUGUUUAAAACAAAAUGCAACUAACAAAGAUUUUGAAGUGUUAUCGGUCACUGCAGCUGACGCAUGAAGCGAUUGUGAAGAACACAGAACAGAUGAGUAUAAGCAGAUGAAUGCAUAGACGUCCGUACCAUUUACAAUCAUCGGUGCUCACUGCCAAAAGGUGGGUUGUUUCAGCAAUAAUGCAUAUGUAUACACACACACACACACACACACACACACACACACACACACACACACACACACACACACACACCCAUAACAGACGAGCUUUUAUGCGUCUCUCUGUGGGGUUUAAUCUUUACGGCUGCUCUUGAAUCCAAAAAGGCUGAUACCUCCCAAGUGUACUUGCAGGAACUUGUCUCUUCACCCGGUCGUGUUUUAUAUUUGAAGAGGGAAAACACAUUUUAGUGCACCUUAACAUUUGGCAAACUCACAAACCUCAAAUAGCUCGAGUUGAAUUCCCUCUGCUCUUAUAUGUUGUAGUGAAAUCGUUCUGCGUAAGCUCUCCGACUUUAAACAAAUUGUCUGGCCCACCUUCUUCUUGAAUCUGCGCACAUGAUGUUCAUGCACAGUCGAGAGGUUGUGUCCAUGUGAGGGAGGGGGAAACUAAAAUGUUGGAUAUGAAUUUGACUUUCUCUACCUCAUGUUCAAGCGCCUCGUGUUUGUUCACGGUUUCUGAAAAGGGAAAAUGAGGUGAGAAGCCGGACUCAGAGAACUCACUCAAGAGUCAUAGAGUUUUCUACAUUAGCACGUUCCUUAAAGAUGUUUCACGAGGUUUGUAGACCGUUAAAUGAAAGCAAUAACACCCCUAAAUGUUUCUUACUGCAUCAUUAUUAGUAUAAUUAGAAUUAUAACACACAAAAGAUACUUUAUACACUUUAAAUUGUUUAAGUUUUUGCACUGUUUUUGCACAAUUUCUAGACAAACUGAAUCUCUUAAUCUGGAAAGUAAUUGUAAAAGUAACACGUUAAAGAUGAAAUGCAACGUAUAUUAUAUAUUCUUCCCAAAUUGUUCUCUGAUAUCAGGCAGGAGGAAUUCUCUUCUCCACGCUGGAAGCGAUAAAACAUAAUGUGACAUGUGAAAUACAGCAGCUGACGGUGACCGAAGCUCCUUAAAGGAUUUCUGGGCAACCAAACCAUCCAAGUGUAAGAAACAAAGAGAUGAUGACAGAUCUUUCACUGCAGCUCGCGGCUGCCAAAAGUACAACCAUUCCCAGUUUGACACAAACGACCCACAUACAACCCUAAAACAGUCGAUGUGCAUUUAGUUUUCAGUGUUACCAGCUUGUUAUAUAUUGUGAUUACACCUUUGUGUCCAGCAGUUUGUUUCUUCUGCACUUCACGAGGUGGUUUUACUUAAGGAGGAGUGAACGGAACAAAUUAGACAUUUACAAGGUUAUGGAGUUUUAAACUUUCCAGCUAAAGUGGGCAUGAUUGAGUGUCAUAUUCUACAACACACACACACACACACACACACACACACACACACACACACACACACACUUGUACAAUAUCUGCUCUGUGCAGCACCAAAGUGUAGCUGACAGUAUGCCGAGUGGCAGCCAGGUCUUCAUGUCUCGUCCUGAUGACCCUCAUUCAUCUUGUCGAGGCGUCACACUCAGCUCUUUGGCAGCGGAGGAGCUAUGACUUUAAAGUUCUGCCUCUUAAACCAGCAGCCAACGAUAAACCUUGUGUGGAUUUACACUCUCAUUCGCUUAUUUGUCAUCUUUUAACCCGAGAAGCAAACACCUGACUGUUGAUUAAACUCCCACAGCCUUUAAUAUUCAGUAUUGUUAAACAACAACGUGCUUUGAGAGAAGCAGGAACUAUUAGUGCAGCGUGGAAGAAGUAAAGACUGAAGGGGAUAAAUAUCCUGACUCCACCCUGAGUGGGAUGUUUACUAAAACAAAGAAGUUCUCCUCAUUAUUAUAGGGUUAGGGAUUUGCCAAAUCUAAUUAAAAUAUACUCAUGUCAGUUGUUAAAGCACAACAUUUACGAUCUUGAAUGGUCAGCGAGGCGAACCGCAGCAGCUUGUGCACAUAUGUUUCAGAUAUUAUGGUUUGAGUCACUUCGGCCUUUUUCUCACCCGAUUUCAACAAAACAAAUCUCCUGCAACUCGUUUGCAAAUGAAGUGACCCCAACAGGCACCCUUACCUGAAGAUGAAGGAACUCUGUCAGUGUUUGAAACACUGCUGCUCACUGUCACCUGUAGGUGUAAUGCUGCUGCUGUUACUGCAUUCUACAUCCUGCAGGAUUAACUGCACUGUAUGGGAUCAUUUAGGCUUUUAUUUUAAAGUAAUAACAUUUGCUUUUUCCUAUUUUUUCUUCACUGACUGACAGUUUUGCUUCUUUAGUUUACAGUACGUAUGAAUAUACUCGUAAUGUUCAUGUCACAUGACCUUUUCUGUCUCCCUGAUACAAACGUUGCUCUUUAUGGCUCCCAAAAGAAACUAAAAAUGUUCUGGUAAAAACAAAAUGGUAUCAGCAGCUUGAAAUUAGUGCACUCGCAUAUCAAAACCUUAUGGGCACAAGUUAACCAGCGUGUCUCCUCCAGUUGACUCUUACAGUGAAAUGUAUUUUGACGGGCGUUGGGUGCAGCAGCCUCUCAGAUAUCUGCAGGAUGAAACUGUUGGGAUGUGACUCCCUGAUUGUUCGAGGCUCCUCUGACUUCGGCCGAAUGCCUUUACGUACUGAAAGUGAGAACACAUUGCAAAGUGCACUUAAAUAUGUCCUGUUCUAAAAUGUUGUACAAAGAUCUUACUAUGCUAUACUUUCAUAAUGUCUGUAAGCACAUAUGCAUAUACACGUGUUUUUAAUUACAUUGUGCUGGUCAUAACACAUAUAAGGGCUGUGGAGUUCACAACAUGCUUCAAUCAAACAUGAUUAUGUCAAGAAAAUACUGGAUACAGUGCUUCACGUUUACUCAGAAAGAAUACACUUUUUACUUCAUGUUCUGUCCAUUUGUACCACUAAAAUGCUGUAUAUGCACUGCUGAAAUAAUAAAAUGUAGAUUUGUUUAAA
Molecule: messenger RNA, 5401 nt
Organism: Cottoperca gobio
Lineage: Eukaryota; Metazoa; Chordata; Actinopteri; Perciformes; Bovichtidae
Gene: scara5
Product: scavenger receptor class A, member 5 (putative)
Exons: 10
Coding region: 99-1310 (403 amino acids)
Biological process (GO): zymogen activation
Cellular component (GO): plasma membrane
Molecular function (GO): serine-type endopeptidase activity
Source: RefSeq, a predicted model, not a curated record